This is a messenger RNA of Rhododendron vialii, 1035 nucleotides long. Its product is annotated as ethylene-responsive transcription factor TINY-like. Gene Ontology annotation, biological process: regulation of DNA-templated transcription. The transcript has a single exon. NCBI's taxonomy places the organism in Eukaryota, Viridiplantae, Streptophyta, Magnoliopsida, Ericales, Ericaceae. The coding region runs from base 268 to 945 and encodes 225 amino acids. Gene Ontology annotation, molecular function: DNA binding; DNA-binding transcription factor activity. The record is from RefSeq and is a predicted model, not a curated record.
CUGCUAUCCAUAUCCCCCUUCCUUUUCUCUGCUAAACUCCUCUCCCCUCACACACUCUCUCUCUCUCUCGCUCUCUCUCUCUCUCUGCAAAAACCCGUGCACAAGUACCUUGAAUUGUUGCUAGUCCUUUCUACUGUUCUAGUACUACGCAAUUGCUGGAGUUUGUUAGUACUACUAUUUUGGAAGAAUAAUAAACCGGCGGGUUUCGUUUCCAUUCUCCACCAAUAACCAUAAUUCUGUCAUAAUAAUUACUCACUGGAGAAAAGCAUGAGUACUGAAACUCAGAAUUCGGACUCAUUCUCGUCCUCCCCAUCCUCGCCGUCCUCCCCCGGGUCAACUCACUCACUCGCCAACUCAGUCUCAACCCAACUACCCAAAUCACCAAACCCACCAAAAAUCAUCAAGCGAAGCCGAGACAACAGCAGGAAGCACCCGGUUUACCGGGGGGUCCGGAUGAGGAGCUGGGGCAAAUGGGUGUCCGAAAUCCGCGAGCCGCGCAAGAAGUCGCGGAUUUGGCUCGGCACCUUUCCCACGCCUGAAAUGGCGGCCCGGGCCCACGACGUCGCUGCCCUGACCAUAAAAGGGAGCUUGGCCGCCCUCAAUUUCCCCGAGCUUGCCGGGUCCCUGCCCCGGCCCUCAUCGAAGUCGCCGCGGGACGUUCAGGCGGCGGCGGCCAAGGCGGCGGCAAUAGUGGAGUUCGACUCGCUGCCGCCACCGCCGCCGGCGGGUCAGAUUUCGGACGAGUUGUGUGAGAUCGUUGAGUUGCCGAUCUUGGGGACCGGGUACGACUUGGCGGAGUUAAACAGGGAUUUCGUGUACGUUGAGUACUCAGUUGAGGAAGGGUGGCUGUAUCCACCACCGUCGUUGUACUUUUCUGAUCAGGUGGCGGCGCCGGAGAGUGGAACCCCAAGUGUUGACUCCAUGUUUUGGGAUUACUAUCGGUGACUUAAUAAGUUGGAUAGUCUCGUCUGUUACUUCUGUUAUGGUUUUGUUUUUGUUUUCUGGGUUACUGGUUUUAGCUAUUUUGGUUUUUCA